Messenger RNA from Diceros bicornis minor, 1203 nucleotides. It is a transcript of the gene UBE2U, whose product is annotated as ubiquitin conjugating enzyme E2 U. The coding region runs from base 247 to 1203 and encodes 318 amino acids. The transcript is spliced from 10 exons. The record is from RefSeq and is a predicted model, not a curated record. Lineage: Eukaryota; Metazoa; Chordata; Mammalia; Perissodactyla; Rhinocerotidae.
GGGACAGUGCCCAGGUUUUCCUUCUGGAGGUGCUCAUUCAGUGGGGUCAGAGCAGACAAGAAAGUCGCUGUUGUAUGCCCAACGUAGAAGCCACUUAUCUCGGGAGCACCCUGCUUUCUGGAGCUCUAGAAAGCGAGUAACUAACUUAUGUCAGUUGACUAGGUGUGGAGGGUGACCCGUAACCCUCAGCCUCCUGCCUCAGACUCAGCCCGCGGAGCGUGGGGACAGACCCUCUGCUGCUUUGUCAUGCUCUGCAGAGCCCACUUCUUGCUGGAAAAAGACUUCCAAGAGUUGAAGGAAAACAAUUACAAGGGUAUUUCUGCCUUUCCUGUAAGUGAAGAUAUGAUGAAGUGGGAAGCUGAAAUUGAAGGUCUGCAGGACACAGUUUGGCAUGGAUUACCCUUCCAACUAACAAUAAAUUUUACGUCGGAGUACAAUUUUGUCCCUCCAGUUGUGAAAUUUAGAACAAUUCCUUUUCAUCCAAAUGUAGACCUGCAUACUGGCCGGCCUUGUAUGGAUUUUUUGGACAACCCUGAUAAGUGGAGUACAAGCUAUACUCUGAGCAGCAUCUUGCUUACCCUCCAGGUUAUGCUUUCGAAUCCAGUGCUAGAAAAUCCAGUGAAUUUGGAAGCAGCACAAAUGCUGAUUAAAGAUGAAUCUAUGUACAGCCUAAUAGUUGUAAGACUUUUCCACCAGCCAAUACAAUUGAAAGAUGGCAGCUCUGAGUUACCUAAAGACCCAGACAAAGUUAUCAGAUCAAUGAAAGCAGUCUCAUUUAACGAUUACUACAAAACAUGGUCUGGAAUAGCCACAUCAAAAGCCACAGACCAUUACAGAACUCCAUUGCUUAAAGAUCCAGAUUUCGUUGGAGAGUAUAAUAAAUGGAAGAAAAUGGAGCUAAAACAUCCUAAAGAAUGGAAUUUAAAGUGUGCUGCUGUUGUGGCUCGGCUUGCUAGGGAAAAUAAAAGGCCUUACAAAGCCAGUUAUCCAACCGGAAGAACUCAUCUCUGCCCAGCUCCAAUUCAAAUUUUUCCUGAUUCACAGACUGAAGCAGAUAUUCUCAUAGGGACUGAUGAAACAGAGGAGGGGUGGAAGUGCGAAUCUUCACCAGAUGAUGAUAACACGAAUGAGUCAUGGGAAAAAGAAGUGGAAGAUCUGGUCGCCUGGACCAACACUCUCAAUACAAAUACUCUAGAAGAUUGA